Molecule: messenger RNA, 1796 nt
Organism: Orcinus orca (killer whale)
Lineage: Eukaryota; Metazoa; Chordata; Mammalia; Artiodactyla; Delphinidae
Gene: H1-2
Product: H1.2 linker histone, cluster member
Exons: 1
Coding region: 56-697 (213 amino acids)
Biological process (GO): nucleosome assembly
Cellular component (GO): nucleosome
Molecular function (GO): DNA binding; structural constituent of chromatin
Source: RefSeq, a predicted model, not a curated record
AGUUCCAUCGGCGACUUGCCACUUGUACCCGAGUUCUAGAUCUUCAGCACUCAGCAUGUCGGAGACCGCUCCUGCCGCUCCCGCCGCCGCGCCUCCUGCGGAGAAGACCCCGGUUAAGAAAAAGGCGGCCAAGAAGCCGGCCGGGGCGCGCCGGAAGGCGUCUGGGCCGCCGGUGUCCGAGCUCAUCACGAAGGCUGUCGCCGCUUCCAAAGAGCGGAGCGGUGUGUCUUUGGCUGCGCUCAAGAAGGCGCUGGCAGCCGCGGGCUACGAUGUGGAGAAGAAUAAUAGCCGCAUCAAACUGGGUCUUAGGAGCCUGGUGAGUAAGGGCACUCUGGUGCAGACCAAGGGCACCGGUGCUUCCGGCUCCUUUAAGCUCAACAGGAAAGGGGCCACUGGGGAAGCCAAGCCCAAGGCUAAGAAAGCAGGUGCGGCCAAGCCCAAGAAGGCCGCUGGGGCAGCUAAGAAGCCCAAGAAAGCCACGGGUGGGGCCACCCCGAAAAAAGCCGCCAAGAAGACCCCGAAGAAGGCGAAGAAGCCAGCCGCAGCUACUGUGACCAAGAAAGUUGCCAAGAGCCCAAGGAAAGCUAAAGCUGCGAAACCCAAGAAGGCCGCCAAGAGCGCAGCUAAGGCAGCGAAGACCAAAGCCGCCAAGCCCAAGGUUGCCAAGCCCAAGAAGGCUGCACCGAAAAAGAAGUAGGUUGUUAAUCGUCUGCUUCUAAAACCCAAAAAGGCUCUUUUCAGAGCCACCACUGAUAUCAAAAAAAAGACCUGUAUCCUCCUUCCGUACUUGCUGUUUCUGUAUACCUAUAUCCCCUUCCGCCUUUUAAUCUAAAUCAAGGUUGCGCAGGAGUCGUUGCAGAAGGCUGCUCACGCUACCCUAAGAUGGGCAGUGAGGGCUUGGCAGGGUGACUGCUGUGAGGUUGCAGGGCAUAGACCCAUCCCUGUGGGUUGCUCUUUGCUCUGCGGUGCUUUUGGUUAGUCUCCUGGUCAGCAAUUACAAGCGCUGUCCGGAGGCUUGCGUACUUGGGCUAUCCGCCUGCCCCGCUCCACUCCUGUGGACAGCAAAUACAACCACAAAGAAAUCCAGCCAGUUUCUUAGUCUUAACGGGAUAUUCCGAUUGGGCUAAGAACUCAUUCAAAAGUCCCGCCCUGCUCGCGGGUUGGCUCACUUCCCCAGCCCGUAAUUUUCACCCUGUAUUUAAUUGGAUGGUGGCCGGCCUCCAUCCUUAGUCUCCAAUGUUUGUUUUCCUUCCGUUGGGUUAGCACUAUUCGCGUGAAACAGAAAUGUAUCUGGUAUUUCGGACAUUUUCCAUGUUUCGAAAGUCAAGUUGUUGGCCCUCGGGGGCGUUGGUAUCAUCCGAUACUGGGAGGAGGGUGGGUGCAGGCGCUCUUGCCUCGCAUUCUUUUGUUAAUUCCUGUGGGCUGUGGCAGCAAAGGAACAUUUGAAAAACUGCUACAGCGGUGGCAAUGACUCUUCCACCCAGGGCAAGGCUGGACCAGGGAUGUUUCUGUUCCUCGCAUCGUGUAACUUUCAACAAAUGUGUGAUGGAUUUGAGCGCAUGAAAAACAACUUUUAGUCGGCCAUUUUGUCCUGGCCGGCCAGUCAAGGAUCCUCAUUUUAGGUGGACUUUAACAUCAAAAAAUCGAAGAUGCUUUAAACGCAUUUUUGUAACAUUUGUAACACCCAACAUUUUCUACGCGAAGGAGAAAGAAUAUAUUGGUUAAGUUUUGGAAAUUGUGUGUGUACUGAGCGGGGGGAGGUGAUGUCUCUAAUAAAGGGCUUUAGUUUUCAUUAA